UAUGUGUAAGAUAACAAAUCUUGUUUCUUCAUAAUCUCUUUAUUAUCUAUUCCUUUCUUUUUAUUGACAUUGGAAAUGUAUUGAAUUACAUAUUUAUACAUUUGGAAAUACAUAAUGUAUCGCUGUUCGCGUUCUGGCGUCCCGCAUCUGCCGUAUUGGCUUUCUGAUACAGCAUCUUGCUUCUGGUUGCAUCUCUAUGACAUUUUGGAUAAUAGCUCGUGACAUUAGCUUAUAUAGAUACGAUUUGACUGAAAAUAUAUGUUCCAAAAAUUCCAAUAUUCGCACACGUGUCUAAGUCUAGACGUUCUUAUUGAUUUUGUUUUUAAAUGCGAAUAUUUAAAAACCAAGACAAUAAGAACAUUUAGGUUGGGUUGGGUACGUAUCUCGAUAGUGGUAUUUUUACUUUAGGGGAUACUGGAAUCGAUGACUAGCUUCAAAAAUGUCGAUAACGUCGAAACAAUCGUUACUAAUACAGUCACGCUAUCCUUUUCGUGUUCCUUGUAUGCACAUAUAGAUCCUACGUGCAUGCGUGUUGCUUUGUUUCACCAUAUAACGGAAAAACUAACCACGCACAUACAGAAAUCUCUCUGCAAGCUUUUUCGAUAUUUUUAAGCUUCUAAAUUCAAAUGCAAAGAUACAGCAAUAUUCUUCAAAGUUUCUCUGAACGGAGCAAACUCACGUUCAAUAUAUACAAGUUAUAGAUCGCUACAGAUUCGUAUCAGAUAUUUAUUUUAACUGACACUGUCUGACAGACUAAUUUACAUUCGAAAUGUCAACAUUGAGAUUUUUUACCGUCUUUGUCAUUUUAUUGAGCAAUGCUCCAAUUCAUUUUUGUGUGCAUUGUUAUUAUGCAAGGGCAUUUGUAAUUUUGCGCAGUUAAUAUAACGUAAACUUUGCAUAAAAAAAAUCAAUAUUCUGUCGGUAAAAAUUUCGACUCCAGCGUUCCUUUAAUUAACAUGAUAUCGCUGAGAGUGCGAUUAAAUAUUUCAAGAGCCGACGAAAUAUUUUGCAUAAAAUGUAGCGUAAAGUUCGUAUCACAGCGACUGUCGAGUGGAUUGGGAUUAUGUAAAAUGGACGAUUAUGUAAAAUGGAGCAUUGUUUAAUUGACAGCCACUAAUCUCAAUCGAUGUUUUGCUCCGAAGGUAGAAAAGCAAUCGCGCUAAUCGCCAAACAGUAAUUCUAUCGACAAUCGCUAGUGUGAGACGGCCGCGGAGAAGUAUACGACGCGCGAGAGUACCGGUAACAAUCGGUAGAAAGAGUAAACUCAUCCCCUCCCCCCACUCCGCCAUCAACCGUCAAGCGUCGUCGCGCGGCACCGCCGAGCCGCCGCGAGUGAUAACAACAAUCAAAACAUUCCGGACCUUAACGACCGUCAAAUCUCCCCUCGUGUGUCGCGUACUUUCUCAUUGUGUCUCGGGCCGGCGAGCCUCACGUACGUCGCGGAGCACGCGUACCGUUAAACUAGUGUCAUAUUUGUGAUUAAAACUUUUCGUGGACUCUUGAAACAUUUAAACGGGCUGUCGUCGGCAUCGCGUUAUUUAACACGUAUCUUCGAUUGAAUCGUAUCUACGCGAGUGUCAGUGUCAGUGUCAUGAUGAAGCAGUCAGGAAGGAUGCCGACUCGAGAAGCAAAGACGGAGGAUGAGGAAUGACAGACAGCGAUACAUCAUGCAUUGUCAGACCUAGCCUCUUCUCGAAAGGAGCGCCAAGGGGGCACGGAUAUUUGGCAGUCGCGAGAACGAGCAUCGGUCGGAGAUGAGGAAGGCGACCCUGUUAACCGCCGUAACGAUUUUGCUGUCGGUGACGGCGCGCGAUGCCGCGGCAGAACUUUACACCGCUCUGGCGGAUAUGGAGGAGCUGCUGGAAACGGAAGCCGUGCUGAUUGACACACUAAACGGUUACAUCACGGCGCAGGAGCAGCGACUAGCGACACUGAGAAGAAACGUGGAAGAUUAUGCGAGAGAACACGAAGAGGCGUCCAGGAACAUCCAACAGUACCUGUCGAAUCCCAUAAACGCUUAUCUGCUGGUGAAACGACUGACCACCGACUGGAAAAGAGUCGAGGAACUGAUAACCGAGGACGUUGGCAAGUCCUUCGUCGCGAACAUCACGAAUUCCAGGAGCGACCUGAAAUUCCCGACCGACGAGGACCUCAAUGGCGCCGCUGUCGCUUUGAUGAGGCUACAGGAUACAUAUAAGCUCGAGACCGCGCAGGUUGCAAAGGGCGUUCUGAAUGGGGUGCAAUACAGCACCGGAUUGACCGCGAGCGAUUGCUUCGAGCUGGGCCGGCAGUCUUAUCACAACCGCGACUACUACCACACGGUGCUGUGGAUGCAGGAGGCCAUGGAUCGUUUGCAGGAGGAGCAGAAUGCGACCACCACCUCGAAGCCCGACAUCUUAGAGUACUUGGCGUUUUCAACGUACAUGCAAGGUAACGUCGCCCGCGCUUUGAGCAUGACGAACGAGCUGCUGGAAUUGGUGCCGACACACGAGAGAGCGCUGGGAAACCGUGCGUAUUACCAAAAGGAGAUCCAAAGCAAGGCCAGUCAGUCGAAGAAGAAGCGGGGCGAAGACGGACAAGACGACACGGCGAUACCGGAACAGAACUUUACUGUCGCCGAGGAAAGGGUGAAAACGUGGGAGGAGAUGACGGAGAGGGAGAGAUACGAGAUGCUUUGUCGCGGCGAGGUAUCUAUUCCGCUGGAGGUGGAGAAGAAUCUCAAGUGUCGUUACGUCGACCGUGGAAUUCCUUUCCUGAAGAUCGCGCCGUUCAAGGAGGAGGAGGCGUAUCUGGAUCCCAGGAUAGUUGUUUAUCACAACGUAAUCUACGACGACGAGAUCGAGACGAUCAAGCGCAUGGCCCAACCUAGGUUCAAGCGCGCCACGGUACAAAAUUACAAGACUGGCGCCUUGGAGAUAGCGAAUUACCGAAUCAGCAAGAGCGCAUGGCUCCAGGAACACGAGCACAAGCACGUGGCGGCGGUGAGCAAACGCGUAGAGCAUAUGACCAGCAUGUCGGUCGAGACCGCCGAGGAGCUCCAGGUCGUCAACUACGGCAUCGGCGGCCACUACGAGCCGCAUUUCGAUUUCGCCAGGAAAGAAGAGACGAACGCGUUUAAGAGCCUCGGGACCGGCAAUAGAAUUGCUACAGUUCUGUAUUACAUGAGCGACGUCGAGCAAGGCGGCGGCACCGUGUUUACCGCCAUCAACAUCUCGCUCUGGCCGCGCAAGGGCAGCGCGGCGUUCUGGUACAAUCUCAAACCCAACGGCGAGGGUGACUUCAAGACCAGACACGCGGCUUGCCCGGUGCUUACGGGAUCGAAGUGGGUCGCGAACAAAUGGCUACACGAGCGAGGCCAAGAGUUUCAUCGACCCUGUACGUUGGAGAACCAGGCGACGGACGAGGUAGACGUCAGGCACUGAGAAGCGAUUUUCGACUUCGAUCGUGACGGAGGAUCAAUUCAAAGAGGCACAUACUAAGAUACUCGGGACUCCCUCAGCUCUGACGAUCAAAGAGACACUAUUUAAGCGGCGACUCCGUGUAAGCGGGGACGGGAAUGUCGUUUGAGAGCGUUCGAGUGCGCUUCGGUCCGUAUGUAACAAGCGACAGUGCAAUUUAGCGUAAGGGAUAAGUGAGUAAGCCGCGAGAGAUCGUCGCUCGUGUUGUCGACGCUCUGGCAUGGUUCCGCGCGUAUUUAAUACACCAUACAGUCGCAGUUAAGCCGUACACACGAGACGGAUUUUACUUUCUGCUACACCGCUGGAACACAAACCCUCGCAUUACGACAGCGAUUAAUGUUUCCGUAAUCUUCGAGAAUAUAUCAGAGCAGUCAGCCAGUUAGCCGGCCGGCCGGCCGCGGCAAGCGAAAACCACCGCGAGAGGCAGCAGGGAAUAUCCGAACAAGAUUAAUCGGCCGCUUUGUUUCCCGUACGCUUUUCCCUUUAAAGGCAAAGCCCCAUAAAACAGAGAUUACUGCCGCUCGAAGCGCAGCAGCUGUAGUAACAAAGUUACUCUUUACGGAACGGGAAAUGCGCGCGUUUUUUUUUUUGUUUCGGUUGUUUCGGUCCGAUCCAACGCUGUCUACCGUGCACGUCAUCUUGCUCAGUUCGUCCACGGCGGAUAUGUUAACGUAGAGCUGUUUCGGGUUGCUGUCUGAGCGCCGCGGCGAAUAUAAAGCGGAGAGAGAAUGGAAAAGAACAGGCCUGUUCAACGCUGUAACUUUCAACUCGCGAAAAAAAGAGGGAGAGAAAGAAAAAGCGGGGUGAGUUUUGAACGGGCUUACCGCGCUAAAGAAUGAGGCUGCUUCGCCGUUUGCUGACGCGUAACGUUAGAGUAUCCACGAAGGUAGCCCUAAUAAAAUAAGAUAUUACUACACGUCAUAGCCAAAGCAAUAAUAAAUUGCGCACGUUCUGGCCAGUCUCGUCUUAUCUUGUAGUUAUAUAACGUGAACAUGUAGAACAGUGAAGAGCGCGAUGUGUAACCAUUAUUAUUAGCCUGUAGAGAUUAAUUGUAAUUUAAGCAUGACCGUUACGCGACCUUCCCCGCAGUCGCCGCGUCUCGAUACCGAUGUGCAAUAAUGUGAGGCACUUUCGCCGGCCGAGGUCCUUCCCUCGCGACGACGUAUCGCCGAUUUUUUGUCGGGGGUGUAAAUAGUGCGACGGCGUGGUGGUCCCGUACUAAAUAACGGUCCGAUCGGGCCGCAUCGUAUACGAAUGGGUAAAAGGAUGUGUAAAAAAAGGAAAGACGACGACGCUGUCCGAGUGUGACGCCGCGCCUCUGAACAGCGAUCAUGAUGUAGUAUAUUCGAGGAAGUCGUCACGCGUGACGUCUCGUAUUUAAGACCGCAGCGGUGCUCAAAUUGUUGUCCUGAGACUCGGCGAGCCCAUAGUCCUGAUUACGGAUCUGAGAGAACCACGACAGCUUUGUUAUGAAUUGUGAACAUGAUAAAAGGCUUAAGUGAUAAAUACGCGACAGGAGAUUUGAGAACCGCUGCUUCGUCGGAUUCAUACGAUUGUGAAUGAUUCGAAUAUCGCGAAUCGACUGUUAAUACUUACGCGCCGGUCCGCUACGCUGCCGUGCGAGUUUAGGAGAAGCAUCGCUCGCGAUCGAAACUCGUCAGUGACGAAAAAGAAGACUAGCUACGGUUAAGACGUUCGCUACCAACGUCACGUAUGUGUGACGCAACGAUCUCUCACUAGCGUCACAUAUGUGUAACGACAAACAUUUUAUGUCUAUAUUAUUAAACUAGAUCUGUUUUACACAAUUACGUAAAAAGGAAAAAAGACGAGGUAAUCUGUGGGCAGAGUCCUCUAAGGCUUGGUUCCACAACUUUAACUGUGGAGUUUAAUUCGUUAAAAGUCUAUCCGGAUAAAUUUGCGUCACAUAUUGCAUAUAUGCAUAAGGAAAUUAACCAAUUAUGAUUCGUGAAAGAAUACCUGUUAUAUCAGACACACGAUACAUUAGAUUAGUCAAUUUCCUUGUACAUUCGAGAGCGAAACGGUUUGAGCACAUUUUUUUCAAUAAAAUUGCAGCUCCGAGUUGUCAUAAUUGCGAGCAAUUGCUAACGGAUUGGCGUAGUAAUUGGUCAGUAACAAGAGACAACCAAUUACUUCGAAAAUCUGUCAGUAAUUGCUCGCAAUUCUGACAACUCGGAGCGCUGAAACUUCAUUGGAAAAAAACUGUUCAAAUGUUUUUGCUCUCGAGUGUACGUAUGAAUAAUGCGACUGUGCAUGUUUAUCUAAAUAGGUCUCUAACGAGUUCAACUCUAGUUUAAGCAAGUUGUGUGAAACUGAGCCUAAAUAAACCAGGGUAGCGAAGGUGUUAAUCGAUUGGCACAGCCGCUGCCGCCGCGUACGUGUGUUUCUAAAAUUACGCCGUACUUUUUGUACCGCGUGAAUACUUUGAUCUAAUUAAGAAUACAUUAUUAUCGUAGAAACUAUAUUUAUUACCGGAUAUAAGACUAUACAACCGACUAUACAACCGACUAAUCCAUCUCGCAUAUCCUGCACUUGCGCGUUGAAUAAACAUGUAAUCCGGUACAAUUGUAUCGUUAGACGUUGAAAAGGUCGUAACCACAAUAAUCUGCCACGUGUCUGUUACUACUUUCUAUUUUUACUGAAAAUCCCAUCUAUAAAAAUGAUGAUUCUAUCGGUUCGUGUUGAAUAUUCGAUUAUUAAAUUCUUGUUACAUUUUAGCUGCUUUGGCGCUUCGUAUAUCUGUCAAACUGAAAUCCUUGCACAGAAGGCACAUUCAUUAUGAAAGCCAUUUCGUAAAGACCAAUCCGUUGUAAUUUAUGAAACAGGAACGUUGAGUAAAUAAUAAUUUAAAUCGGGGUUAAAUUUUUGUUUAUAGAAACGAGUAUCCCCCGAUUAAAAAGUAGCAAUGAAGAAAAAGUUACAUCAAUGAAUCUCAUGAUACACUACUUAGAUAAAUUUUGUAAAGUAUAUUUUAUACUAAUAUAAUUUUUUUAUAUACCCAUUUUGCAAAAUAUCGUGUCAUCUAAUCACUUUAAAUACGUCACUUAAAACGGUUACUAAUAAGAGACGAAGAACAAAGUAAUGGCGACGAAGAAUGCAGAACGAAACAAUUCCAAUCGCCUUAUUAAGUGCGUGCGACUGAUAUCAUCUAUCUAAUUGUGAUUACUAUCGUUUUGUUAAAAUGAAGAAAAUAAAUAAAAUGAGAUUCACUGUA
Odontomachus brunneus is the source of this 6690-nucleotide messenger RNA. It is a transcript of the gene PH4alphaEFB, whose product is annotated as prolyl 4-hydroxylase subunit alpha-2. Bases 1755 to 3422 code for a protein of 555 amino acids. The record is from RefSeq and is a predicted model, not a curated record. Gene Ontology annotation, biological process: peptidyl-proline hydroxylation to 4-hydroxy-L-proline. The transcript is spliced from 11 exons. Gene Ontology annotation, cellular component: endoplasmic reticulum. Gene Ontology annotation, molecular function: procollagen-proline 4-dioxygenase activity; L-ascorbic acid binding; iron ion binding. Lineage: Eukaryota; Metazoa; Arthropoda; Insecta; Hymenoptera; Formicidae.